This is a messenger RNA of Triticum urartu, 1085 nucleotides long. RefSeq lists its product as uncharacterized. The record is from RefSeq and is a predicted model, not a curated record. Gene Ontology annotation, molecular function: DNA-binding transcription factor activity. NCBI's taxonomy places the organism in Eukaryota, Viridiplantae, Streptophyta, Magnoliopsida, Poales, Poaceae.
UUCUCAGGUCAGCUCAGUCCAUAGCAUACUCCUUUUUCCAUUAGAGAAGCGCCGCCGUUACCAUUCCUAGCUAUCAUCCGCUCGGUAGCCAAUAUUUUCUUGUGUUGUGCAGUACGACGAGCGACUACUGUAGCACCUGCCUGAGCUAAAUUGAAAUACAUAUACUUCGAUUCGAUGGGGAAGGAUCUGUGGUUCCACGUGCAGGCGGCGGCGGCGGUGCCGGAGCUGUCGCUGGCGUUGGCGCCGGCGGGCAGCAGCCAAGACCGGGAGUGGGACGAAGAACCGGUUCCGAUGGCGUGCGUGGACGGCAAGCCGGUGCGGCUGUUCCAGUGCCUCUUCUGCGACAAGACGUUCCUCAAGUCGCAGGCGCUCGGCGGCCACCAGAACGCGCACCGCAAGGGCCGCCUCGACGGCCUCCUCUCCGACCCCUACAGCAACGACAGCCCAUUCGGAGGCACCGCCAUCGCGGCGGCGUCCACCGGGUCGUCGCGCUAUUUUGGCACCUCCAUCGUCUCACACGGCGGCGCUGGCGUGGCGGCGGCGCCAACCGUCGAUGCCCGCUGGUCAGAGAGGAGGGGGUUGGGCGGCAGGGCUCCGCGGUUCGCGGAGCACGCACUGCCCCUGGACCCGUAUGCUGGAGGCGACGGGGUGGUGGGCCGGCCAAGGGCCUCCAUCGCAAGCGGCGCCGGCGAGGCGUUGGACCUCGAGCUGCGCCUUUAGCUAGCGUCGCCUCGCUGGCUGCUGUGCUGCCGCUCAUAUCGCACAGGUAAUGCCAUCUUGGGACGAUACCUCUUUUCCAUCGUCCCAGCGUAAGAUUGUGCAUCUUGGGGGAGCAUAUGCGCGACAAAGAUGGAUGAACUGCUAGAAGAAUUGCAAUUGAAAAUAUCCGGGAUGGGAAGGAUACAAUCCCAGCCCUUUCUCGAUUGCAAUAUGUACUCCCUCCGUCACCGUCUCAUAUUAUGAGAGACGAAGUAGUACAUAUUUACUGCCUAGUCGUCAUUUUCCUUUAUGUGUAUUUUGCUUUGACGAACUCUGUUUUUACGGUUUCAGGCGUAAAUUGCCCAUGCACGCACUGUAUUUAUAUC